Messenger RNA from Myxocyprinus asiaticus (Chinese sucker), 4508 nucleotides. It is a transcript of the gene snx30, whose product is annotated as sorting nexin family member 30. Bases 500 to 1783 code for a protein of 427 amino acids. Lineage: Eukaryota; Metazoa; Chordata; Actinopteri; Cypriniformes; Catostomidae. Gene Ontology annotation, molecular function: phosphatidylinositol binding. The transcript has 9 exons. The record is from RefSeq and is a predicted model, not a curated record.
GGUCACUGUAGAUCAUGAUGGAUGUUACUGGUUCCGGCAGACCUAACUAAAGCAGCCUAAUUGUGAAUUGAAGGAUAAAUUAGGUGUAUGCCAUGCUAAAUAGAUGAGUCUUUAGUCUAGACGUAAAGUGAGUGUGUCUGCAUCCCAAACAGUGUUAGGGAGACUAUUCCAUAGUUUAGGAGCCAAAUAUGAAAAGUAUCUACCUCCUUUUGUGGAUUUCGAUAUUCUUGGAAUUAUUAACAAGCCAGAAUCGUUAACCGUUUUGUGUUGUUACAAAAACAGUAAAUUAAAAUAAAAUCGCUUUUAAGAUUUGGGCUUUUAAGUGAAGCGCCAAGAGACUUUUAACAUGAAAAGUAGCGUUGUUUUUCCGGAAGUGCGCGCGUGUGUUGCGAGUCAGCUGACUGCUGUAGUUCUGCAGCUGCGCGGUGUCAGUCAGCUGACAGAUGUGUUUGUGCGGCAGUGAAAUCAAACACCUGCGUGAUCAAACAUCAGCAGCGCGAUGAGCACCGGCACCUCGAAACCACUGGCGUCCUCCGGGCAGAAAUCCCUGCAGGACAUCUGUCACCCGCUGUCCGCGGAGGAGUCCGCGCUGAGCCUCCACACCAGCAGCACCGGAGAGAAGGACCUGAGCCUCCCCAAUGGGACUCCAGUAGACACAUCAAGCCCUGCCUCCUCCUCUUCUCUACUAAACCGACUACAGCUGGAUGAUGAUUUGGACGGAGAAACACGUGACCUGUUUGUGACUGUAGACGACCCCAAGAAACACGUGUCUACUAUGGAGACAUACAUCACCUACAGAGUCUGCACAAAGACCACCAGAACAGAGUUUGACCUGCCCGAGUUCUCGGUAAGACGACGCUACCAAGACUUUGACUGGCUGAGGAACAAAUUAGAGGAGAGUCAACCCACCCACCUUAUACCACCCUUGCCUGAGAAGUUUGUAGUGAAGGGAGUGGUGGACCGGUUUUCAGAGGAGUUUGUGGAGACCAGGAGAAAGGCGCUUGAUAAGUUCCUCAAACGUGUAGCAGACCAUCCGGUCCUCUCUUUCAACGAACACUUCAAUGCCUUUCUCUCAGCAAAGGACUUGAAUAAGCGUUUGGGUCUGGCUCUGCUCACUAAAAUGGGGGAAUCGGUGAAGUAUGUGACAGGUGGUUAUAAACUGAGGGGACGGCCGAUAGAGUUUGCAGCCAUGGCCGACUAUCUGGAUGUGUUCACACAGAAACUGGGCACCAUAGACAGGAUAGCACAGAGGAUCAUCAAAGAGCAAUCGGAGUACCUGGUGGAGUUGAGGGAAUACGGGCCUGUGUACUCCUCCUGGGCGUCUUUUGAGGAAGAUCUUCAUGAUUCUCUGGAUGGUGUGGCGGGAUGUGUGUCAAACUGCUCUAGCGCUCUGGAGGAGCUCACGGAGGACAUGAGUGAGGACUUCCUGCCUGUGCUCAGAGAAUACGUCCUCUAUAUCGAAUCCAUGAAGAAUGUACUUAAGAAGAGAGACCAAGUCCAGGCAGAAUACGAAACAAAACUGGAGGCAGUGGUGUUCAGAGAGGACAAAAAGACACCGGUGCCCACUGAUGUGGAGAGGUGUCAGGACCGUGUGGAGUGCUUCAACGCCGACCUGAAGGCCGACUGGGACCGCUGGCAGAACAACAAACGACAGGACUUCAGACAGCUGCUCACAGGCAUGGCUGACAAAAACAUCCAGUACUAUGAGAAGUGCCUUGCAGCAUGGGAGUCUCUCAUUCCAUUGUUACAAGACAAACAGGAAGCAAAAGGAGAAACGAACUGAGCAUGUAUUUCACCCACUCUCUCUGUCACUGGUAUGGCUGAGAGGUCAUGACCCUGUGAGCGGCCUUUGGACCCAUCCAACACGAUCAAAGAUUUCACAGGACAGCCAGGGAAGGGACAUUACCGGAUGGACAAGCUACAAGAAUUACAUUUUGUAAAGUCUCUAUUUGUGAAAACCCAUCCAACCAACCCCUCUCUCUUUCUCUGACAGUUUGUGGAAGGAGAAUCUGUAAUUGCCUCUUCAUAUCUCAAGUUAGAACUACAGAACCACAGAUAUGGGAACAUUUUAACGAUUGUGGCGUGGAGGGGAAUACGAGAGCGGAGGAAGUUUUGUUGACGUCAACCAAUUUGUAGUUUUAGUGAAAUGUUUGCCAAUAAUGCUUUUGUAAAUGCUUGUCUUUUGAAGCUAUCCGUUCAAGGGAACAAAGACGUUAGAAUGUUUGCUUUAUUUUUUUUGUUGAGCCCAUGAAGAGUCUGCCAACAUUCCUCUUGCCAAAGAUGUGGAACUGAAGUUCGAUAUCUCAUUAAAAAAAAAAAAAAACUGCACUUUUUUCCCCCAAAGAAACUUUGGACAUUGGCACCACAAAACACUUGCUUCAUUAUAGUCUGAAUUUGGUCGUUGAGUUGAAAUGAAGGAUGUUUUCCUAGCCAUAUUUGAUCUCAUUAAAUAUUUAUGAUAAAAUGUGUCGUAAUGAUUUGUACUUGUCAUUGUACUGAGCCAAUUUACCUAAUUAGUUUUUUUUUUAGUUGAGUAGUCUAAUGUCAGGUUUGCAGUGUCAACAGACAUAACUCGCAAAACUCUGGGACGUUAAUGUGGAGUGGUUUGUCUCCAAUGGUAUAAAUACACCAAUUUCGAAAAAGCUUUUCAUAAAAGCAUAGUUAUAAAUGUUUGGUUCAAAUGUUAUACCAGAGGGUGAGCUCCAAAAUAUCUGUUGACAUCGACAUUACUAUCACUUGCGUACAAAUACCAGUAAUACAGCAUUAAUAUUUUUGUCUAAUUCUGAUUCUGUCAUCAGUUACUCACCCUUAUGUUGUUCCAAAUCUGUCCGACUUUCUUACAUGGAACACAAAAGGCAAAAUUUCAGCCACAACAGUCCCAAAGACAGACUUUCUAAACAACAUUGUUGAUGCCAAGCGUCAAAGUCUGUAGAAGCAAUUCUGAAUGUUCUUCUAACUACUUUGCUUUCAGAUGUUAUAAAUAUUAAUCAUAUUAACAACAGUGACUCCAGUAAAGCUUAAUAUGCUCUUUUUAUAUUGUAUUUGCCUGUUUCUGAGGUAAUUUUCUUCAAGACAAAACACAGCAGCAGGAAUCUUCAUGGAAGGAUCUCUGAACUCUGUUUAUCACAGUUCAUGUUUAAAUGAUCAAAUGACCUUUAUUUUGAAAUUUCAUUUAGUUAUCUAUUCAUUUUAAAUGUUGACAGUUUUUGGUUUAUUGAAGACCAAACUAUUAAAUCAGAACUGGCCCUGUGGUGGUUUGUCUUUGUAUCACAACAGUAACUGCAGCAUACGGACUGAAACGUAAUAUUUGUUGCCACCUGCUGGUAGGGGCAGUUACUGCAGCAGCACUUCUGACACCAGUUGUCUUCUUUUCCUUUAAUCCCUUCACAAAACAGAAGCAAAUCCUCCCAAUUUCUUUUUUUAAGCAUAUAGUCUGUUUCUGUUUAGCUUUGUUGAGCUCUAAUUCAUGUCAUUCAUUUUAGCGAAGACACUAGGCCUAAAGUUUCACCUGUCAAACCCAUUAAAGGAAUAUUCCAGGUUCAAUACAAGUUAAGUUCAAUUGACAGUAUUAGUGGCAUAAUAUUGAUUACUACAAAAAAAACUUGCAGUGGAAAUGAAAGGGGCCAAUUUUUCAAUGUUAAAAUUCUCACUUUUUCAAAAGUAUAGCCACAAGACAUAAACAGUAUGUGUGUAAACAUGAUUUUAGUUUGAUAAAAUCACUUACUAACCUUUUGUGUGCAAAGUUAGAACCAAUUUUACAACUUCAUGACAUUACAUCGUCAUGGCAAACAAAUCCUAAAAUUACUGUAAAAAUUAUGAUUUAAACAAUUUUACAGCUCAAAUAAUACAUUAAUUUUAACAGAAUUUUUUUCCAUAAUUAUAAGCUUCACAUUUCUGCCUUUAAACCCUCCCAAAAGUGGCCCCAUUCACUUCCAUUGUAAGUGCCUCUCUGUAACCUCCAUCUUUGCUUUUUUUUUUUUUUUUUUUUAAAGGAGGAUGAGUCUAAAUUAAUUUUUGUGGUAAUUAAUAUUAUGCCACAAAUGCUGUUGAUUGAGCUUAACUUGUAUUGAACCUGGAAUUUUCCUUUAAGCCUUUUAAUGUGUCUUAAGUUUUCAUUUGUUUUGAUCAGAUGGUCUAUUUGUGUUACAAAGGCAGCUAUAUGACUUUGUGUUGCUUUGAUGCAUGUUGUUCUUUAUGGACAUGUAAAAUACUGUUUAUACUGGCAAUGAUUAAAUUAAGUUUACACGGGGACAGGUAAAUGUGAAAUUACUGUAGAGUAAUUAUAUGAAUUGUCAACAGGAACAGCUAAAAUAACUGGUCCAUUUGUGUCAUUCUAACAGUUUACAUUCUUCAAGAUUGUGUUAAACACCAUUUCUUGCUGAGAUAUUAUAUUUAAUCAUUGUAGCAUGAGUGUGUCAUAUGUUUACUUACUGUACAGAUCAGUCCAUGGGGGUAUAGAGGCAUAUAAUUAAACUCUUCCAGUAAAUUAAGAAAAUAAACAUAAUUUU